Molecule: messenger RNA, 1272 nt
Organism: Argentina anserina (silverweed cinquefoil)
Lineage: Eukaryota; Viridiplantae; Streptophyta; Magnoliopsida; Rosales; Rosaceae
Exons: 3
Coding region: 1-1272 (423 amino acids)
Biological process (GO): DNA integration
Molecular function (GO): nucleic acid binding; RNA-DNA hybrid ribonuclease activity
Source: RefSeq, a predicted model, not a curated record
AUGUAUUUUGAUGGCAGCAACACUGAUCAUUUAUCCGGAGCAGGUGUUGCAUUGGUUAGCCCCUCUGGAGCAAGACAUUGUUAUUCCUUUCAACUAGAAUGGAAGUGCACUAACAAUCAAGCAGAAUAUGAAGCAGUCAUCAUUGGACUGGAACUUUUGCUUGAUCUAGAAGUAACAGAGGUGGAAGUAUUAGACGUGGUGCUUGAUUAUAUUCCUAGGGAACAAAACAUUGCUGCCAAUGAAGGAGCACAUUUGGCUACUGGUAUCCGCUUAGCAGAUGGCAUUCGCGAGAGGAUUUUAAAGGUUCAAAGACGCACAUUACCUUCCUUUAUGGCAAGGAAAGAAGUUAAAGAUGAAUGGUUGGUGGCUGUUAUUGACUCUAUUGAUGUAGAUUGGCGACAACCAAUUAUCCAGUACCUUACUGAUCCUUCUGCACCUGUGGACAAGAGGGUUAGAUAUUUUGCUACUAACUAUGUUCUUCGAGGUGAUGAACUCUUGCGCAGAGCAGAAGACAGCUUGUACCUGAGAUGCAUCUAUGGAGCUGAGACUAAGAGGACUGCAUCAGCUUUGCACAGGGUUGAUCGAGUGUCAAAUGCAUGGACCAGUCCAGCAUAUGCCAGACGUUUCUCUGCAACCAAUAUUAAACCUUGGCCAGGUCGCGGCUGGGCUUUAGACUUCAUUGGGGAGAUUCAUCCAAAUUCUUCCUUACAGCACAAGCACAUUCUACUUGCUACAGAUUUCUUCACCAACUGGGUAGAGGCUAUACCAGUCAAGACAACAUCUUCAGAGGUGAUAACUGACUUUAUCUUCAAAUAUAUUAUCACCAGAUAUGGCAUCCCAGAGUGUUUGGUAGCAGACAGGGGGGCAAGUUUCAUGGCUGAAAAGACUCAGAAGUUCUUAGCUGAUUAUGGAAUCAAGUUUCUCCAUUCUAGUCCUUAUUAUGCUCAAUCGAAUGGCCAAGCAGAAGCUAGCAACUGGGUCAUUAUGUCUAUACUCAAACGAAUAUUGGAUGCAAAUCCUCGAUCUUGGCACACAGAGUUGGAUCACACGUUAUGGGCUUAUAGAACUUCCAAACAAACUCCAACUGGUACUACACCUUAUACCUUGAUGUAUGGACAUGAUGCAGUGCUUCCUAUUGAGAUUAAUGUUCAGUCACUGAGGGUUCGCGAGCAGCACCAGUUGAUUGGUGAAGACUAUGUCCAGGAUAUGUAUCAAGAACAUGAAAACUUGGAUUCUCGAUGGAUGGAAGCUUUAAACAGUCUUAUUACAUAA